Molecule: messenger RNA, 3722 nt
Organism: Chenopodium quinoa (quinoa)
Lineage: Eukaryota; Viridiplantae; Streptophyta; Magnoliopsida; Caryophyllales; Amaranthaceae
Product: LRR receptor-like serine/threonine-protein kinase EFR
Exons: 3
Coding region: 146-3436 (1096 amino acids)
Biological process (GO): protein phosphorylation
Molecular function (GO): protein kinase activity; receptor serine/threonine kinase binding; ATP binding
Source: RefSeq, a predicted model, not a curated record
AAUAAUAAUAAUAAUAAUAAUAAAAAUAAAAAACAAUUGCUAUGCGUGUAGAAGGGGAAUUUAAAAAUCUAUAUAAUGAGGUGAAUUAAAGCCAGAAACCACCUCAAAAACAAAAACUGAAAAGAAAGAAACUAAAACAAACAAAAUGAAACCACUUCAUCAUCUGUUUUUCAUACAACCAGCCCUUUCUUUGUUUCUUGUUGUGUUAACAAUGCAACAACUCACAACAGUUUAUACCCUCGAUAGCACUAAUUAUGGAGGUAACGAAACUGAUUAUACAGCAUUGUUAGCAAUCAAGAGCAAACUUAUCGAUCAUAGUGUUGAUGGUGUUUUAAGCUCUUGGAAUCACUCUCAUCACCAUUGUUUUUGGGAUGGUGUGACUUGUGAGCACAGACAUAAUACAGUGAUUUCGUUAUCGCUAACCGGAAAUUUUUUAGGAGGAACCAUAUCUCCCUUCAUUGGAAACUUGAGCAACCUGAAAAUGAUAGCGUUUGGCAAUACGGGUUUGCAUGGUCAUAUUCCCCCUGAAGUUGGUCGUUUGUUGAAGCUGCAAUCACUAGAUUUGUCUAAUAAUCAACUACAGGGGGAGCUUCCGAUGGGAUUAGGCGCGUCGUCCAACCUCAAAUACCUCUGGGUUUACUCUAACAAACUCUCUGGAUCUCUCUUCCAAGUGAUACAAAAUCUUACUAGGUUGGUUGUGUUUCAAGGUCAAGACAAUGGGUUUACGGGAACUAUUCCUACGAGCAUUUUGAGGGUGAGUAACCUAAUUUGUUUGAACAUCUCAUCAAAUCAAGUGUCAGGUAUAAUUCCACCAUCCAUUUCUAACCUGUCCUCGCUUGAGUUAUUGGACUUGUCUAAAAAUCAACUACAUGGGGAGUUUCCGGUGGAAUUAGGAGCGUUGUCCAACCUCAUACGGUUGUUGGUUUCCUCUAAUAAAAUCUCUAGUAUGAUUCCUUCAUCCAUUUCUAACCUUUCCUCUCUUGAAUAUUUAGACUUGUCUAAGAACCAACUACAUGGGAAACUUCCGAUGGAAUUAGGAGCAUUGCCUCGCCUCAUAUUUCUUAAUGUUUUCUGCAAUAGUUUCACUGGUUUGAUUCCCCCAUCCAUCUUCAACCUCUCCUCCCUUGAAGUAAUAUAUUUGGCUUUCAACCAACUACAUGGAAGAUUACCACUUACAGCUUCACUUCCUCACUUAAAAUCUCUUCUACUUUUCAACAACCAUCUUUCAGGCCCAUUACCAAUGUACUUGUCAAACCUCACACGUCUUGAAAAUAUUGAGUUUGGUAGAAACAACUUAAAAGGUAACAUGUCCAAUUUUGAUUUUGGACACCUUCAUAGCCUGAAAAAGCUAAUCCUCCAUGCCAAUAGUUUUGAAGGUGACAUCUCUUUUAUAACUACAUUGGUUAGUUGUAGAAAAUUGUAUCAUCUAUCAUUGGGACACAAUUACUUCACAGGAUUACUACCAAGAUUAGUAGUCAAUCUUUUCACUACUUUAACAUGGCUUGAUAUUAGUCAAAAUUUAAUAAGUGGAGAAUUUCCUAAAGAUAUUAGUAAUCUCAUCAACCUUAGGAUCAUAUACAUGGAUUCAAUUGGCCUCACUAGAACCAUCCCUCAAGAUCUUGGAAAGCUUCAAAAGCUAGAGCAAUUAUAUCUCAAUAACAACAAAUUGACCGGUGAAAUUCCUAUUUCAAUAGCAAAUUUACCAUAUUUGAGCAUACUAAGCUUAUCAUAUAACAAUUUGGAAGGCAGCAUACCUCCAAGCCUUGGUAAUUGCAAAAACCUAUUGUCUUUGUAUCUAUCCAAUAAUAAUUUCAAUGGACCCUUGCCUAAGAAUCUCUUUGCAGGAUCUGCCAAGUUUGUUAAAUUACAUUUAUCUUAUAAUAAAUUAGAAGGGCCCAUGCCUGUUGAGAUCAGCAAGCAAGUUAGUAUAGUAGAACUUGGUUUGUCUGGAAAUAAACUGAUAGGAUUAAUUCCAGAUGUCUUUAACUACUUACCUGAACUUGUAAUAUUGUAUAUGGGUGACAAUAUGUUUAGUGGUUCAAUUCCUCCUACAUUCACCUUUUUGAAAAGUCUCUCAGUAGUGGAUCUUUCCAAGAACAAUCUUUCUGGCACCAUUCCUCAAUGUUUUUCUACCUUUCCCAUCAUGUACCUUAACUUAUCUUACAACGAUUUUGAGGGAAGUGUUCCAACUAAAGGAGUUUUUGCGAAUGCAAGUGCAAUAUCUCUCGAUGGCAAUAGUAGGCUCUGUGGUGGAAUUUGGGAGCUACAUCUAACAAGAUGUGUGGAAAAAAAUGGGAAGAAAAGAAGAAUGUCUCAUGCUCUCAAGCUGACUUUUAUGAUAACAAGUGCAUGCGUCGGGGUAUUGGUCAUGGCCACAUGCAUAUGGCUCUACUUGAAACGUCGUAGCAAGAAAGGGAAAUCUAGCUCAUUGGGCGCACUACAGAAGGAGUCAUUCUUGAAAGUGUCCUACGACAUGCUACUCAAAGCGACCGAUGGAUUUUCUUCAACAAAUCUACUUGGCUCGGGUACUUUUGGCUCUGUGUUUAAAGGGAUGCUUGAUGGAAAGGCGGUUGCCAUUAAAGUACUCAACUUGCAACAAAGAGGUGGGUCUAAGAGUUUCAUGACAGAGUGUGAGGCAUUGAGGAAUAUCCGUCAUCGUAAUUUGGUUGGGAUACUGACAGCUUGCUCAAGUAUGGAUUUCCAGAGAAAUGAUUUCAAAGCUCUUGUUUAUGAGUUAAUGCCCAAUGGAAGUGUUGAGAGAUGGCUACACGAAAAUGGAAAUCUAAGCCUUCUCCAAAGGUUGGAUAUAGCCAUUGAUGUGGCCCAUGCUAUAAAUUAUCUCCAUUGUGAGUGUGGCAGCCAGAUUGUGCAUUGCGACCUAAAACCGAGCAACAUAUUGCUUGACAAUGACAUGGUUGCACGUGUAGCAGAUUUUGGGUUAGCAAAGGUUCUUCAUCCACCCGUGCACCCAAAUCAAAGCAGUUCAAUUGGCAUUAAGGGAACUGUUGGUUAUGUUGCUCCAGAGUAUGGCUUGGGAAAUGAAGCAUCUUUUGAGGCUGAUCUCUACAGCUAUGGAAUUCUACUUCUUGAGCUAAUGACAAGAAAGAGACCCAUCGACCAUAUGUUUAAUGAAGACUUCAACCUCCAUAUGUAUGCAAAGGCAGCUUUACCUGACCAAGUGUUGCAAAUUGUUGACUCAACACUUUUAGAGGAUAAAAGUGACGAAUUAGAUGAAACAAGACCACGAACUCAAGUAAUGCUUCAAAAAAGAGAGGAGUGCAUGGUGUUUGUCAUUAACAUUGGAGUUGCUUGCUCAAGUCAAUUGCCAAACGAUCGAAUGAAGAUAAGGGAAGUCAUAAGCGAGCUACAACAUGCUAGAAACAUUCUAUGCAAGCCCAAAUGUAGGCGCAACUUGCAAAGAGGCGCAAGUAAUUGAGCAUUGCACGAGAUAAUUGGCCUCGCCUUCCUAAAUCCAUAGCAAUCCAAAGAUUAUGAUAUCAUCUUGGCGCUCUAGAGGUGCCCUGCUCAUGAUUAUACUAGAAAUGAUUUCUGUGUAUCAACACAAAUAAAGGUAGUUGAUUUCAAUUUCCUGUGCGUGCAUCCAUGUAACUAUUGUACUUUUUAACCUGUCCAAAAAAAAGGAAAAAUAAAAAACCUAUAAUUGUACUUUUCCUAAUAGUAUAAUCUAUUCAUGUUCCAUGAUUAUGUUUAUCCAGAAGGUU